Molecule: messenger RNA, 313 nt
Organism: Pteronotus mesoamericanus
Lineage: Eukaryota; Metazoa; Chordata; Mammalia; Chiroptera; Mormoopidae
Gene: SMIM22
Product: small integral membrane protein 22
Exons: 3
Coding region: 71-313 (80 amino acids)
Biological process (GO): regulation of cell population proliferation
Source: RefSeq, a predicted model, not a curated record
UGGAGCCCAUGGCUCUAAGGGGUCCCUCUGGGGGGCCGUGGCAGGUAGCACCCAGGACCCUCCAGCUGAGAUGGACAACCUGGAGGUGCUGGAGUCCACAGCCGAGGAAGUGCUGGGGAAACUGAAGAGCCACAAACUGUUCCAGUCCAUGUGGGACACGGCUGCCUUUGUUAUCUUCCUCACCUUCCUGGGCACUGUGUUGCUCCUGCUGCUGCUUGCUCUCCUCCACUGCUGCUGCUGCCACUCCUCCAGAUCCCAGAAGGUGCGAGCCAAGCAGCAGGAGGGGGAGUACGGCUGCCCCUCACCGUCCUAG